UUCGGCUCUGGCAAAGAUCUGGUUAACUGUGACACGGUUGGCUGGCUCUCACAGAGGUAACAGAAAUGGGAAAGAGCGGCUCAGCGGCAGAGAGAGAGCUAAACCCUCAACACCUGCCAGCACUUGACGGAAGACUGAGACGAGAAAAGUCAGUUUGCUAAGGAAUAUUCCUGGGAUAUGUCUACGUGAACGAACUUCAGAAUGAAAAUUUGACAGACACUUGGUUACCCCGGACAUGCUCUCGCUGCUGUUUGAUGAAAUUGAAUGCAAUUCUCUGGGAACUUUCGCAAACUAUUAAGAAAAACACGGGAUCCUGCACUUCACCAGGUUUCCACACAGCAUUAACCUAAGUAUUUUCAGACGUUACAAUAGAAGAGAUUUCGCCCAAGUAAUAGCCAAUGGACAUCCGUGUACAGCGCCACGAUAUGUAACAUCUUCAACCGCUGCAGUUUUCUGGAGUUAUCAUACCUGCUUUUCAAGUCUCAGGAGGUUAACUUGGCUGUCAUCGCUAUGGAGACGACACAGGCCCUCCUCCUCUUGAGUUUGUGUGUCUACAGUUGUCAUGGCAACCCCCGCUCUACCCCGAGAGUGCAUUUGUCUUUCAAAGAGUUGCUGGAGACCAAGACUAUCCGUCCCUUCAGUUUCUCCUUCAACACCAGUGACUACCGCAUCCUACACAUGGACCAUGACCAGGGGCGCCUCUACCUGGGCAGUCGGGAGUACGUGGUGGCUCUGGACAUGCAGAACAUCAACAAGGAGCCGCUCAUUAUCCACUGGCCUGCCACAACUCAGAGGAAAGGAGAAUGCAGACUGACUGGAAAAGGUGGACAGGGUGAGUGUGCCAACUUCAUCCGUCUUAUUGAGCCGUGGAACCGCACACACCUGUACACCUGUGGCACAGGCGGCUACCGGCCAAUUUGCACCUUCAUCAACCGUGGCUGGAGAGCGGAGGAGUACCUGUUCAGGCUGGUCCCUGGUUACUCAGACUCGGGCAAGGGGAAGUGUCCCUACGACCCACGUCAGGAAAGUGCCGCAGCUCUCAUCAAUGGGAAUCUGUACGCAGGAGUCCAUGUGGACUUCAUGGGCACGGACCCUGCCAUCUUCCGCACUCUGGGAGACAGGCCAGCUGUCAGGACCGAGCAGCACGACUCCAGGUGGCUCAAUGACCCGGUGUUUGUCCGGAUCCAGAAGAUUCCGGAUAGUGCAGAGAGGAAUGACGACAAGCUCUAUUUCUUCUUCCGGGAGAAGAGCCUGGAUGCUGCUGGAGGGGGCAGCCCGGGUGUCCUGUCCCGGGUUGGACGCGUCUGCCUGAAUGAUGACGGAGGUCAAAGAUCAUUAGUGAACAGGUGGACAACCUUCUUGAAAGCUCGUCUGGUGUGUUCGGUGAUCGGCAGCGACGGGGUGGAGACCUACUUUGAUGAACUACGAGAUGUCUUCAUACUGUCCACUCAAGAUGAGCGAAACCCCAUAGUGUAUGCUGUCUUCUCCACUGCCGGCUCUGUGUUCAAAGGCUCGGCAGUGUGUGUCUACUCCAUGGCUGACAUCCGCAACGUCUUUAACGGACCCUUCUCCCACAAGCACGGGCACAACUACCAGUGGACGCCCUACACGGGCAAGAUCCCUUACCCUCGCCCGGGAACGUGCCCUGGGGGAACCUUCACGCCUGGCCUUCGCACGACGAAAGAGUUCUCGGAUGAGGCGGUGAACUUUGUCCGUGCGCAUCCCCUCAUGUACCACCCCAUCUACCCUCUCCACAAGCGCCCUCUGGUGGUGCGCACUGGCGUCGACUACCGCUUCACCACCAUCGCUGUGGAUCUGGUGGAUGCCUCCGACGGGCGGUACGAAGUUCUCUUCCUUGGGACAGAUAUUGGAACUGUCCAGAAAGUGAUAGUCCUUCCUAAAGACCUCAGUUCUACGGAGGAGCUCGUUCUGGAGGAGGUGGAAGUUUUUAGGACUACCGCUCCAGUCAAAACAAUGAGGAUUUCUUCAAAAAGGCAACAGCUGUACGUGUCAUCUGAGCGGGGCCUGACCCAGGUGUCCCUGCAUAGAUGCGGCGUCUACGGGAAGGCGUGCUCGGACUGCUGCCUGGCGCGGGACCCCUACUGCGCCUGGGACGGCGAGAACUGUGCCCCCUUCACACCGUCGACCAAAAGGAGGAGCAGGAGACAGGACAUCAAACAUGGAGACCCCCUGCGGCAGUGUCGAGGCUUUAAUGCCAAAGUAGAGAAGAGGCUCAGGGAAACUGUGCAGUUUGGUGUUGAGGGGAGCAGCACCUUCCUGGAGUGUCAGCCCAGGUCUCCUCAAGCCUCAGUCAAAUGGCUCUGCCAGAAGGAUGGAAGAAGGAAAGCACUGAAUCGUGACAAAGAGGUGCUGAAGACUGGCCACGGCAUCUUGCUGAAGUCCCUGUCUCAGUCGGACGCCGGCAUCUAUCACUGCCUGGCCACCGAGAACAACUUCAAGCACACAUUGGCUCGCAUCUCCCUCCGCAUCCUGGACCGCGAGAUCGUAGAGGCCCUGACCGCCCCCGACAUCCCUGCCGAGUCCAGGCCGGACCACGGCCACAACCCCCACCACCACCACCACCACCACCACCAACAGCAGCAGCAGGAGCGGCAGCCCCCACCGCCACCUCCCCCGCCCCAGGCGUACCCUCCCAAACUCCCCUCGCAGCCAGAGGUGCGCCUCAUAAACCAGUACUGCCAGUCUUACUGGCAGCAGAGUGGCGCUGUUCCCGCCGCUGGUGGCGCCGUCCGUCCACAGAAGCCCAAGCGCACCAGCCGGAGACACACAGAUGAAGCCGACGAGCCGGAACCCCAAGACCACUAACACGCCCAGCCCAGCCCCUGCCCCACACUCUCCAGCCCCGCUGUCCUACGUCAUAGACACUGCAUCACCACCACCACCCCCCCCCCCCACACACACACACACACAUCCUUAAAAUACUAACCCCCUCCCCCAUUCCAGACACCUUCACUCCAAGACAAGAGAUGCUCCAGAUUCAUUUUGCUUCCAUCACAGAGAGUCCGUGUGAGCUGCUGGGAUCUGCUGACGUGGCGAUCGCUGUGCUGACUGAGAUAAGGAAAGGUUCAAGUUGAGACGUCCUGGACUGUGGCGUUAGUUCAUCAGGCGAAGGGCUGGAACCUCCCUGAUGCAGAGGCUUAAUACAACACUGACCACACUGUCACUUCAUAUAAUGAGUUAGCACAACACCUGGGCUCCCUUCACAACAACUGUUGUAAUGCUAAGGUGGUCGUAACAGAGAGUGUGUUCUCAUCCUUUCCCCCCUUAAUUCACAGCGGGCCCUAGCACUAUGAUGCUUUUGGCGAACCAGGCCCUGCAUUUGUGUAAAUGCCGUAGUUAGCUCAGCACAUCCGCUGUAGUGUUGUGGUCCCUAUGGCUGGAGGUACUGUUUUGCUCACCUUUUGAUAUACAUUGGUCAUGCCCUGUCUUUUGCAUGUAACAUCGUAACUCAGAAAGCUCACAGUCCGUAGCACACCUGCAGCCAUCUCACAAAGUGAUCAUUUUCAAAGCAUUCACUGUCUGUGACUCAGAUGACUCAAAAACAGUAUUUAAAUACUUGUUACAUUCAUACUGCUCAUUUAAGUAGUUUGUUAAAGUGAAUUAACAGAAGGAUUAGAAUGGAAAUACAAUGCUGCACAGAGCCGCAAGGGGCGUUUAUACUGUACAUGAUGAUCUUCAGACCUGUGGAAGCAACCCUAAAAUACAACAGGUAACAUGAUCAGACCAAGCUAUUGACAAUAUAAGGAUGAAGCAUACAAGCCUGAAAGACCUUGUGGGGAUAAUGAAUUGGCUGUUAUAUACCACAAAGAGCCAGAGCAAUUUGCGUUCAAAGCCCCCUUUUACCCUCUGUAUCAUUAUGUUGCCUUCAGUAUGUGUUUCAUGUUUUAAGAUUCAAACAGUAAUAUUUUCAGUUGUAUUUAAGUCGUAAGUAUUAUUCAUUUGGAAAGCAAGUAUGGUGCUUGUAGUCAGCAACUUUAAAGUAUUCACCCCCUUCAAAUCAGCACCUUUGAAGGACUCCUGAACACUGUCUUUAAAGGGUUAGGACCACUUGUUCUCAUUUGGCUCAAAUUCAAUUAAGUGAAAUGUCCCCUUAGGCUUACAAUGACAUAAUUUGUUUCAGUACUUAAAAUGCCAGCAGCAAGUAAAUGUAAAUGUUAUCGUAUGUUUCGAAAUGUAAAAAGAGUUAAUAAUAUCUGUACUUCCUCUUGCAUAUCCAAUGUAUUUCAAUCCCACUGUAGAAGAAGUGCAUAUUCUUUAAAUCUGCAUCAUAAUAACCAGAACAAGACAAAAAUACAUGAUUUAAAUUUGUCAGUUUCAAGGCAAUGUGUCACCAAGUCACAAGUCUAAAUUAUGGACCAAAACUACUACUACUGCUAAGACACAGUGUUUCAUUUCUCAAGCAGCAAAAUCUGCACUAAAGGCUAUUGGACUGGAUGAGAGCCAGUGUCAUGCGAAUAUUGUCAUUGAAUUAGCCGUCAUGUUUUUAUAUAGCUAUGAAUUUAAUCUAUGCGAGUGAUACUAUUAGAGGUGAAGUCCUCUGCUAGUUCAGUAGUCUUUUUUCUAUGUGUCCUGCGUGUCCUACAAAGAUAUACUGAGACCUUAUCACUGUUGCAUUUGUAGUCCACAAAAAACUAAAGAGCAUAUAUACAAUAGCCUACAGCGAGGCAGUCAACCUGUGUACUUAUUGUAAAACACUCACGGCAGAAAAAAAAUGCAAGUAAGAUGUUUUCAUUUUUACUAGUGCAUGUAUCAUCUGUGCUGGAAAAGUAGCUUAGAUAACAGUGAAUAUCAUUUUGUGCAUAUUUUCCUCCCCACCCCAAACACUGGGAAAACCCCUUACAGCAGUGUGAAAUCUAACUAUAAGCAACCAGUUUGCAAUUUUCCCUGAUGCUAAACGUUUCAAUUUCAUGUCAGCAUGACACAGGACUUCAGACUUUAUGAUGACCUGUGAUAGUUUCUGUCUCAUGUUUGUUACUAAAAAAAAUGGAUUUCGGAUUCCACAUGUGUAUAGAAACACUAGGUAUACUACUACCACAGUGCCAUCUAUUGGUCAAAUUGAGGUACUGCUCUUAUUCAUUACUCCUCUGUUCUCUUCCACCCUCGCCAUGGCAAAUAUUUAUUUUGAGACUGUACAUAUUCCUGUAAGUUGUGCACUUUGGUGAUGGGGUGAGGGGACUGGGUUCGGUGAGCCCUCUAAUAUUGUGUGUUUUUCAUUAACAGGACCAGUAUUCAUGGAAA
This is a messenger RNA of Clupea harengus (Atlantic herring), 5259 nucleotides long. RefSeq names its product sema domain, immunoglobulin domain (Ig), short basic domain, secreted, (semaphorin) 3Gb (gene sema3gb). The record is from RefSeq and is a predicted model, not a curated record. Gene Ontology annotation, cellular component: plasma membrane. Gene Ontology annotation, biological process: semaphorin-plexin signaling pathway; neural crest cell migration; negative chemotaxis. NCBI's taxonomy places the organism in Eukaryota, Metazoa, Chordata, Actinopteri, Clupeiformes, Clupeidae. Gene Ontology annotation, molecular function: chemorepellent activity; semaphorin receptor binding.